AGGGGUGUGCGCGCGCAGGGCUCGGCCAGUCGCCCGCGCGACCCCGCCGCCGCCGGCCGCGCGCAAUGGACGAGGUUCGAGCCCGCGACCGAGCGCCCCUCACCGUCAUCGUGGCGCCGAGCAACGCGUCGCCGCCGCGGCUGUCCCCCGCGGACCUGCUGCCCGACGGGGACGCUGCCUUCCACCCGCUGUCUGCAGUCAACGGACGCCUCACGCCGCCCGGCCUCGAGCCCGCCUCCUACGCCACCCUCACGCCGCUGCUGCCGCUACCGCCCAUCAGCACCGUCUCUGACAAGUUCGCCUACCACGCUGGGGGAACCUUCACCGUUAUCCAACAACAGCAGUCCUACGCCUCUCUGUCUCCGGCCGCCUAUAACGAACCUCUGUCACCACAGUCCGCGUACAGUCGGAGAAGCGUAUCACCGAACUCCUUCGAGCGGAGGUCCCCCACGCCGCCGCUGCCCAGUCCAGGGUUAGAUUUAAACGCUAGUCUGCUAGCGAGAGAGGAGCAGCAGCAAGCACAAAAUGACUUGGAAGAGAUUAAUACGAAAGAGUUAGCGCAAAGGAUAAGCGGGGAGUUGAAGAGGUAUAGCAUCCCUCAGGCGAUAUUUGCGCAAAGGGUGCUGUGUCGGUCUCAGGGCACGCUCAGUGACCUGCUGAGGAAUCCGAAGCCCUGGUCGAAGCUCAAGUCCGGGAGAGAAACCUUCAGGAGAAUGUGGAAAUGGCUACAAGAACCCGAGUUUCAGAGAAUGUCGGCGCUCAGACUAGCAGCGGCCCAGAUACCACAGAGAGGCAGUGAGUAUCACAUAAUAAACGCCUGCAAGCGCAAGGAGGAUUUGGGCUCGGAUACUCUGCCUUCCCCGAAGAAGCCGCGUUUGGUUUUCACAGACCUCCAGCGGCGUACUCUACAGGCUAUUUUUAAGGAAACCAAACGCCCCUCAAAAGAGAUGCAAGUGACAAUAGCGCGACAACUCGGCUUAGAGCCAACCACCGUUGGAAACUUCUUCAUGAACGCCCGAAGGCGGUCCAUGGACAAGUGGAAGGACGACGACGCCCCCUCCACCGACCUGGACAUGACUGAUGAUGGACAGGACCUAGACCACGUGCCCAGUCUAGACUCAGCCGACUCCGACGAAGAUCACGAGGAUGAUGACCAUCUGUUGUGACGCCGCAUGCCACAGCAACACUUGUUAGUACUAUGAACGAUUCUUGGAGUUGUCACCACCGAAUUUGGUAUUGGCGUUGUCGGCUGUUUUGUUGGACGGUCUGUGCCUCAAGCGAAGGUUGGGAAAGUAAAUUUCGUGUUUUCUUCUGUCAACUGUGCGUUUUACGCAUACAAUGUGGCGCCUCUAGUGGAAACUGGAGUGAAACUUUUGUCAGAAAAUAUUCGGAGAUGACAGAAGAAAAUAUAACGUUAAUAUUUUGGCAACUCAUGUUUGAGGUAUACUGUAUUUUUUGUCGAGUUUUGUUCAAAAAGAGUUUUAAAUAUGACAGCUCUUUGUACAUAGGGUUAGAGGACGAUUUUAAAAGUUGAUUUAGAUGUGUUAGGUCAUGUUAGGUGUCUUCUUUUCAUAGCCACACUAACCUCUACGAAAUUGCUCACUUUCGGAGUGAAAUCUCGCCUUUUCUACGUUCGUAUGACAACUUCAAGUGUUUAGUGUAAGUGUACAGUAUUGCUAAGAGCUAAUGCGGAAGUGGGUAGGGCUGGGUCGGACAUACAGUAUUCUAUGAUCUCUGCUUACACCAAACGUUUCUAGUCAAACGUAUUCACAUAGUUGCGUAAUAAUUUAAAUUUAGUUGUAAUUUUAGUAUUAAAAUUUGAAUAAAUUAUUAUUUAUUUAAUCGUUAGCGAGUAAUAGCUAAUAGUGCAGUCGUGUUCGUUAACAUAUCAACAGAUUUUUUAUUCAAAAAUGUUAAUUUGUUACUCGACAGGGCUGUACUGAAGUGACUUGUAAUUUUUUAUUGCAAUUUCGAUGACUUGUUGUUUUCUAGUAUGAAAUUGUACAAUGUACUUUUUUACUAGAAUACUGCCGAUUUAAUCGGCUUAGUAGUCGGUAUUCCCUAAAAUUUACGAUUUAUGUUUACUUUGGUGAACCUUAAAUAUCCAUCAUAAAGUAAAAUAACACUUUAUUUAUGAACCAAAAUCGUAUUUUUUAUGAAAAACCAUCGUCAAUCACUUAAAUUCUUAGUUUAAUUUUGUAUUCUCUAGUCAUGAGAUCUCUAAGACAUUCCAUUUUUCGAGAAGGCAUCGGAAGGACUUAGCAAACACAAGCGUAAGCAAAAUCAAGCGUGAUAUUACGUAAAUUAAAAGAAUAAUAACUAGAUUUUAAAUUACUUAAGGACAGCUUUUUAGCUGGUAAGAAUACUAGUCCGAGUUGUGCAAACAUAUAGGAUAAAAAACAAUGAUAGUCACUUUUUUACUGUUCCAAUUAAUUUAAACGCCAUUUUGAAUUUUCUAUUGUUCACAAAAUGGCGGCUUUGCAAUGGAAAGCAAAGGUAACUUCCGUCUAAAUUAUUUAAAAACACUAUUGUAUCUUUUUCUUCUCUUGAUUAUUUCUUUUCCUUACAAAAAUAUUAUUAAUUUGUUGAAAAUGUGUUUUGUAAGACUAAGUAAUUGUUGCAAUGUCUAACAAUAAUUCUAAAACUACAUAAUAUCUAAAAUAAUUUUAUUUGUUUUGCAAUGUCACCGUAAGUCAUUUAUUUUAAGUUUGUAUGUAGAUACCAAAGAUUUGAAAGUGUGCAAUUCUUUCUUUACAUUUUGUUUAUUUUAUCCAACUCAACGUAAAAUGUGGAUUUAUAUUAAGCCUAAAUAGCUCAAAAACACAGUAUUUUUCUGAGUUGCUAAGUUUUAAUGUAUAACCAUAUUGCAGACUUUAUAACAGACAUGAAGGAUGAAGUGCCUAUUCAAUAACAUAGUUAAUUUAAACUGUAAUUAUUACCAUAACUUUAUUUCCUUUAUUUAUACCAAUCCAGAUGAAUUACUAUGAUCGCGCACAAAUACUUGAUUAUUCGUUUAAAAAUGCUUACAUUUGAAUCAGUUAAUUAAUUAAACUUACAAACCAAUACAUUUUAACAACAUUUUAUUCAAAAAUAUCAUUAUUUGUGUAUAGUGCGCUUUCAACUGUACAUAGUACGUGAGUAUGAUGUAAGAUUAAAUGUACGUUUUACAAAAAUUA
Messenger RNA from Plutella xylostella (diamondback moth), 3176 nucleotides. It is a transcript of the gene onecut, whose product is annotated as homeobox protein onecut. NCBI's taxonomy places the organism in Eukaryota, Metazoa, Arthropoda, Insecta, Lepidoptera, Plutellidae. Gene Ontology annotation, molecular function: DNA-binding transcription factor activity, RNA polymerase II-specific; RNA polymerase II cis-regulatory region sequence-specific DNA binding. The record is from RefSeq and is a predicted model, not a curated record. Gene Ontology annotation, biological process: regulation of transcription by RNA polymerase II. Gene Ontology annotation, cellular component: nucleus.